Molecule: messenger RNA, 1535 nt
Organism: Selaginella moellendorffii
Lineage: Eukaryota; Viridiplantae; Streptophyta; Lycopodiopsida; Selaginellales; Selaginellaceae
Product: vacuolar-processing enzyme
Exons: 9
Coding region: 31-1446 (471 amino acids)
Biological process (GO): vacuolar protein processing
Molecular function (GO): cysteine-type endopeptidase activity
Source: RefSeq, a predicted model, not a curated record
UCUUUCGUUCUCGAGAGAGAGAUCGCCGUCAUGGGAGUGGGAUUCUUCCUGUGGCUGGUUCUAGCGAUGGUGGCGGUGGCGGUGGCGGCGGCCAGGCCACUGGACUUUUUCGCAGCCCACAAUCCAAUUCGCAUGCCCUCGAGCGAGGAAGUUGCGUCCGGGACGAGGUGGGCGCUGCUAGUUGCUGGAUCUUCCGGGUUUGGCAACUACAGGCACCAGGCGGAUGUUUGCCAUGCAUACCAGUUGCUGCGCAGCAAUGGUCUCAAGGAGGAAAACAUUGUGGUGAUGAUGUUCGACGACAUAGCCAACAACACGGACAAUCCUCGCCCGGGAACGAUCAUCAAUCAUCCCCAAGGAUCCGACGUUUAUGCCGGAGUUCCAAAGGAUUACACGGGCGCUGCCGUGACCGCCGAGAAUUUCCUGGCUGUUCUUCUCGGGGACAAGAAUUCCACCAGCGGCGGAACUGGCAAAGUCGUGAGCAGCGGGCCGGAAGAUCAUGUCUUUCUCUUCUACUCGGAUCACGGAGGCCCUGGAGUUCUCGGAAUGCCCGGAGAGUCGAAUCUCUACGCAAAUGAUCUCAUCGACGUCAUCAAGAAGAAGCACGCAUCCGGAGGCUACAGAGAAAUGGUGAUAUAUAUCGAGGCUUGCGAGAGUGGCAGCAUGGUCGAGGGAUUGCUUCCACUGGGACUGGGUCUUUACGUUACCACUGCUUCCAACGCGAUCGAGAGCAGCUGGGGAACUUACUGCCCUGGAAUGGUACCCUCGGCUCCUCCUGAGUAUGAUACUUGCUUGGGAGAUCUCUACAGCGUCGCUUGGAUGGAGGACAGCGAAGUUCACAAUCUCAAGAGGGAGACGCUACUUCAACAGUAUCUAGACGUGAAAGAUAGAACCUCGAAUCACAACACUUACGAGGCCGGAUCACACGUAAUGCAAUACGGCGACGUGGAGCUCAACUCUAACCCGCUUUCCAUGUUCUUGGGCUUUGAUCCCGCAAUCGCGGAUGGCAAUGGCGACUUGAUCAUCCCGAGCAGUGCCAAUGGUGUUAGCCAGCGUGAUGCGGAUUUGCUACACCUGUGGAGCAAGUAUCGCCGAGCCAAGGAUGGAAGUGACUCCAAACGAGAAGCUCGCGAGAGGAUGAUGAACGCCUUGGCUCACAGACAGCACGUCGACGAGAGCGUGGAUCGAGUUGGCGAGCGUCUGUUUGGCUCCAAGGCUGCGGCAUCCAAAGUUCUAAGCACCGUCCGGGGCUCCGGCCUCGCGCUCGUGGACGAUUGGACGUGCCUGAAAUCGCUGGUGCAAGCUUUCGAGACGAGCUGUGGUUUGCUGGGACAGUAUGGCAUGAAACACAUGAGAGCGUUUGCAAAUCUUUGCAACGAAGGAGUGGACGUACCUCGCAUGGCUGCUGCUAGCGCGGAGGCAUGCUCGAGUACCGCCCAAGCCCUGUAGAUUGUGUAAAAAGCUUCGCAUCGUUGUGCAUAUGAAAGAUCCUGUAUAUAAGAAACUAUAUUCAAUCGAUUACGAUGGAGUGUUUGCCA